Nannospalax galili (Upper Galilee mountains blind mole rat) is the source of this 8200-nucleotide messenger RNA. It is a transcript of the gene Arhgef4, whose product is annotated as Rho guanine nucleotide exchange factor 4. NCBI's taxonomy places the organism in Eukaryota, Metazoa, Chordata, Mammalia, Rodentia, Spalacidae. The record is from RefSeq and is a predicted model, not a curated record. Gene Ontology annotation, molecular function: protein binding; guanyl-nucleotide exchange factor activity. Gene Ontology annotation, biological process: intracellular signal transduction.
UGGCGUCGGAGCGGGCUGGGUGGCGCUGCUCCAGUGCUGCGGGCGGUCGCGGCGCCCCGGCGGCACCAUGCUCGGCGUGGUGCACUUCCUUCGGAGCUUCUUCAAGACUGCAGAGGCAGGUGAAGGUGAACCUGAAGAUAGCCAGCCCUGCCCACCCCCUGCAGACCCAGAGGAGCAGGACUGGUCUCAGGAAACAGACCUUGACAAUUUUGAGACAUUAUCUCAUCAAAGUGAAAGUCGAUCAGACACAAAGACAGACCCCUUCGAAAGUGUCUCUGAUACAGAGUCCCUGCCAGAGGACCCCACUGGGGGACUCUGCUUCUCUCGAAAUGGCCCCUCUAUAGACAGAGAAGCAAGUUGGGAAUGCCCUGAUGGUCCAGCAACAAGACUUCCUCAAGAGCACAAUUUGACCUGUGUCCUUGCCCUUGAUACAAAGAAAGAGCUAGACUUGUUCCCUAGCUUGAAGGAAAAGUCUUCGCAAAAUGAUUUGCACACCUUGGCUGCCACUGCUGGAAAAGAAGAUGAAAAAUCACUCUGUGACUGCGAGACCAACUUGGGAAGGGAGUCUGUACCAGUGGACAGGUACUUCUCACAGGGCAUCCCUGGUGGCAGCAGCUACCAGCUUCAGAAAGCCAGGUCCGGGGGAUAUCUGGACAUCCCUACGGCCUGGCCCUGCUUUCUCCAACACUGCAAAUUAGGAAAGAGCUGGCCACAUAUACACAGCAGGGCUAAGGUACCAGUGAUAAGGACAAAGAGAGGUCCCAGCCCAGACCCUAUACAGGACAUAGACUUGCCCUGCUUGGAUGUAGCCUGCCCACCUCAAUCAGGCACACCUUGCCACUUAGACACCAAGUGUCACUGUAGUGCUCCAGAAAAUCUUGAUUGCAAUGGAAGGGUGCCCCCAAGGCACCCCUGUGGGGCCAUGAGGACUCUGGUCAAGGCCCAUUCCAUAUCAGGGUUUCCUUUGGGUUGUCCUAAGGAGUUCAUGAGGCACAACUGUGGGACAUUUGUGUCCUACUUGAGGGAAGGAACAGAAAUAGCACCUGAUCCAAAAAUACACAGCACCCUCACCCCUGCACCCACCCAGUGGUCUUGUUUACUUCCGGCUUCUCAAAGCAAACAUCCUCCUUUGCAGGGUGAGCACAAGCCAGGUGGUUGUAGCUUUAAAAGGGCCUCUCAGGACACACCCUGUGUGGGUCUCCCACUGGAAAACCAGGUGGAACAGGCUUCUAGGUCAUGCCCAGACCCUUCCCGCCUUACUUCAGAAUUGUUGAAGCUCGGCAGCCAAGAGGAAGUGCCUGAGAGAGCUGAAUGCAAGCCAGGGCACAGUGCAGAAGGCAGAGCUGAGGAGCUCCGAGGUACCCGCCCUGCUCUUGCCCGCGGUAAACAAAAGUGCCUGCAAAACAUUUCUGCCUGGGCAGGAAACCAGACCAGGGCUUAUACAUCAAAGUAUAUUCCCAGUGGGAAGAAAAAGCUAUCUAAUGGGGCCCGCUCUCCACGCUGCUGUGGUUGUGCUGAGACUCUGUCGUGGGACAGAAGCCCAGGAGAUGGCGGGGAAGUGAGUGAUGGCACCUAUGUCCCAGAGACCACCCUAAAAUCAUGCAUAACAGAUCCUUGGAAAACAGCAGAAGAGGCAACGGUUCUAGAUCUCAAACGCAGGGGAAAUGCCCUGCAGUGUCUUUCAGAAUCCCCAAUGGCCGGGUUAUCUGAGUGUGCACAGGGGACUGGAGAUAGUGUGGAACCUUUGAACGCUGGACUGCAGCAGGAGCUCAAAGCACGUGGAGCCUCUAGGCCCAGUUGUACACACAUCAUUAUACCAGUGGAGCAGAAAGGCCAGCAGGCUACCGCGAGGAAGGCCUGCUGUCCUCUAGAGUCACAGUCUGGUGACUUGCGGGAGGAAAGAUACAGAUCUCCACAGGGCACAGAUGCCACGGCUUGUGAGUCUCCCAGGGCCUCAGAAAUGCCAGUAUGUGGCAGCGAGUGUGAGAAGCUAGCAUGUCCCGCAGCCGGAGACUGGGAUCCUCAGCUGCAGGCCAAAGGUGUGGAGCUUGGGAGAGUUAUGGUCUCUAGGGCUGCUUUUGAUGACACCCUGAGCUCAGAGGAGACGCUGGAGGACAAAUUGCUUGGGGAGGGCUCGUGCCUGGAGUCUGCUAGGAACAUCCACUCAGGGAGGAGCCAGGAGCCUCCCAGCUGGGAAUGCAAAGGAUUGUGUGGCCCAGAGGGUGUGGAGGACUCAGAAAUCUGGGGUUCACCAGCAAGUGAGGUCCCCCAGGGCUCUGCUGCAGGAGUCCUGGCUUCUGUCCAGGUGGCCACGUUCCCCAGACCACGCCGCCGGCUUCAGCACGAUGCACAGGAGCGUGAGCAGUGUCCUGCCUUUCUCCAGGUGACCCCUUUAAGGACUGGCAGGCCCUGGCCUGUGAAGGGCCACACAGGGGGCAUGUCCAGUGACCAGGCCUUGACCUCAGAGGGCCUGUACCAGGGUUGUUCCGGGCCCGAGGAAGGAGCCCAGAGCCCCUGGGCUGUGACCUCACGGGUGGAGCCACCUCAGCUUGUGCACCACCUGUCUCCUGAGACCCACAGUGGAAACCAAGAAGAGCACGCAAUUACAUCAGGGGACCUUAGUAGCAAAGGACUUUCCCCAGAAACCUGCAACGCCAAGAGACUCAAACCAACAGAAAGCAAGCUCAGGGCAAGGCUAGCCUUAGCUCAUAAGACCUUUUCCAGUUUUUUUGAGGUCAAAGCUGUAGAAAAAGUGAAUGCUGGCUCUGUCAAGGGGGAGAAAGAGAAGAACAAGCAACGCCAGAGCUCCUGGCGAGCAUUUCUGAGAAGCAAGGACGUGGAAGGCUCCAAAAGGCCUUCCUUAGUGAGUGAGCUUCCAGGCCCGGAAGUUCCGGAGGCCCUCUUCAAUUCCCCACCAGCAACCAGCAGCCACUGUGAAGAGUGCGCAGUGGACACAGAGAGCGGUGUGUGUGGAGAGCCCCGGACUCUUGUCCGGCCUCUUGCAGCUCUGUCCUCCAGCAGUUUUGUUUCUCCGGAACACAGGAGGAAAAGUGAACCGACCAUAAAACGUACCACUGCCCAGGAAGGCAGCGGGUACCCCUCUUCUGGGGCCUUCCCUGAGCCGUCCUGGCUGACCUCCCCCUCCAGCCUUGGAGCCCAGAAGACUGGCAUAAGUUGCACCCUCCCCUGCAGCUCUGCCUGCUGCCUGGCCUAUGAAAACCAAGGCAUGCCCUGCAGACCCACAAGCCCCAAGCCGCAGAGUCCCAUGGCUCGGGCACAGAGGGCUGAUCUCUGCCUGCGAGGCAGGACUAAUGCUGUCUCCAUGGUUUCUCUUGGAAGCUACAGGGAAGUGGACAGAUGUCCAGAGGCGGCAGAAAGACCCAAGAUGCCCAAGGCCAGGACAAGCCUUUUACUUUCUCUCCAAACACUAAACCAGAAAGAUGACAGCAGGAGCACAGGCCAGUGUCAACAGGGCCUCAGCACGGCACCCUCCCUUAGGGACCUUCCUGGGAGUGAGAGCCACAUCUCCUGGGAAAAACUAACAGACAAGAAGCUCAGUUGUUCCCACAAUCAGAAAGUUUCUCACACAGAGCCUGUUCAGAGGCCACUGCCCACCACCGAAAUGAUGGCAUGGCUCCUACCCACCAUCUGCACAGAAGUCCCUGGAGAGGCCCCUUCACAGCCCAGGCAGGGCCCUCAUCACUCACACUUCAGCUUGGAUGACCUGUGGCUAGAGAAGACUCAGAGGAGGAAGCUGGAGAAACAGGCACAGCUUAGAGGGAAGAUGUGCACAGGGAUGGCGCACAUGAACCAAGCCCAGGGCUGGAGGAAGACAAUAGUCACCUCUCCAGAGUCUCUGCACCUCCCUAGAAGAAGCCACCUGCUCUCCCAGAGUGCCCCAGUGGGACUGAACUACACAGGCUGUCCAGAGCCCAUGCCUGAUACUGGGAUGCCUGAUGGAGUUCUGGACACUGGCAUGUGUGCGGACGAGACAGGCAGUGAGGAAGAUUUAUAUGAGGACCUUCACAGCUCCAGUCACCACUACAGCCACCCUGGAGGGGGUGGAGAACAACUGGCCAUCAAUGAGCUCAUCAGUGAUGGCAGUGUGGUCUGUGCUGAAGCCCUCUGGGACCAUGUCACCAUGGACGACCAGGAGCUGGGCUUCAAAGCUGGGGAUGUCAUCGAAGUGAUGGAUGCCACCAACAGAGAAUGGUGGUGGGGCCGAGUGUCAGAUGGCGAGGGGUGGUUCCCAGCCAGCUUUGUGCGGCUGCGGGUGAACCAGGAUGAACCCGCGGACGAUGAGGCCCCGCGGGCCGGGGCUGGGGAGGCCCAGAACAGCGUGGCGGAGGCUCCGAGCAGCAAGGACCAGAUGCGCACCAACGUCAUCAACGAGAUCCUCAGCACCGAGAGGGACUACAUCAAGCACCUUCGGGACAUCUGUGAGGGCUAUGUCCGCCAGUGCCGCAAGCGUUCGGACAUGUUCAGUGAGGAGCAGCUGCGAACUAUCUUUGGGAAUAUCGAAGACAUCUACCGCUGCCAGAAGGCGUUCGUGAAGGCCCUGGAGCAGAAGUUCAACCAAGAGCGCCCACACCUGAGCGAGCUGGGAGCCUGCUUUCUGGAACAUCAAGCAGACUUCCAGAUCUACUCUGAGUACUGCAACAACCACCCCAACGCCUGUGUGGAGCUCUCCCGACUCACCAAGCUCAGCAAGUAUGUGUACUUCUUCGAGGCCUGCAGGCUGCUGCAAAAGAUGAUCGACAUCUCCCUAGAUGGCUUUCUGCUGACCCCGGUGCAAAAGAUCUGCAAGUACCCCCUCCAGCUGGCAGAGCUGCUCAAGUACACACACCCCCAGCACAGGGACUUCAAGGAUGUCGAAGCUGCUUUGCAUGCCAUGAAGAAUGUGGCCCAGCUCAUCAAUGAACGGAAACGGAGACUUGAAAACAUAGACAAGAUUGCUCAGUGGCAGAGCUCCAUAGAGGACUGGGAGGGGGAAGAUCUCUUGGUCAGGAGCUCGGAGCUCAUCUACUCGGGGGAACUGACCCGUGUUACACAUCCUCAAGCCAAGAGUCAGCAGAGAAUGUUUUUUCUCUUUGACCGUCAGCUCAUCUACUGUAAGAAGGACCUGCUCCGCCGGGAUGUGCUGUACUACAAGGGCCGGCUAGACAUGGACAGCCUGGAGGUAGUGGACGUGGAGGAUGGGAAGGACAGAGACUUCCAUGUGAGCGUCAAGAAUGCCUUCCGUCUGUACUGUGGUGCCUCGGGGGACAGCCAGCUACUGUGUGCCAGGAAACCAGAGCAGAAGCAGCGCUGGCUGAAGGCCUUUGCCAGGGAGAGGGAGCAGGUGCGGCUGGACCAGGAGACAGGUUUCUCCAUAACUGAACUGCAGAGGAAGCAGGCCAUGCUGAACGCCAGCAAGCAGCAGGCCACAGGGAAGCCUAAAGCUGUUGGCAGGCCAGGCUACCUGAUCCGCCACAAGCACCCAGCACUGCCUGCCAGCCGGCCUCAACAGCAAGUGUUGGUGUUAGCAGAGCCCGCGGAAGCCAUCUACCUUCUGGCACAGCAUCAGCCGGCUGGCCCCCUUCCGCAAGUAAGCCAGCACCUACCAGACAACCUGAUGGCACUUUGUGGACCUGCCUAUCUGCAGCCCCAGCCUUCCCUCCCUGAGGCCUACUCUAUCUGGCCCUCUGCUUAUUUUGCAAACCUGGAAGCGAUUAGGGUACAGCACCAGAGCUGAACCAGGUCUGGGCCCGGUCUCUGACCUCUUCCCCACUGCUAGUGCAGUGUUGCAUGGGCACCAACACUCGGGACCUGCACAGGGCCUCCAAUGAUGGUAAGCCUGCAAGCCACAGCUCAGAACCACUGGCCAGGCUGAUGUGUACAAGGCUCAGCUGCUCUGGACACUCUUUUGGAAACUUCCUCAUCUCCACUCCUGUUUCCUUUGGGCAGGAGACAUACUGUGUGGCCAUGAACCACCUGCAAAGGCAGGUGUGUGCCCCUCUGCUCUCCAUUUGUCCUUUCAGGCUCCCAGCCCUGCUGGUGACACCAGGCCACUUGCAACCCCAGAGAGCAGGAACCAGGAAUUCUGCAUCCAAAUCUUUGGCCCAUAGUCGCCCUUAUUCCUCCCAGCCCCUCUAGACGCUGCUGGCUGCUGGAUAUCCUUCACUUAUGAUAUAUGCAGUGAGAACAAAAUCAUACAGCCAGCCAUGUACCUGGGCUGGGCUCUGACAGUCCACUGGGUGGCCACACACAUACCUGGUUCCUGUUCUUUAUGAUUUUGUCCUGUUGUUUUAACAAUGGCGAAAAGGAAUUGUUAAUGACACAAGAAAGAUUGCCUUACCCUCAUGAGCGUGAGAAGCCAUAAGGACUGAAUUCUAUGGCCUAGCGUGGACUGACCCCCUACCCUCAGGUGUGGGGUGUGCAGCCUGGGCCUGCAUGUCAGUGUGGAGCCCACAGGAUCCAGCAGCAUGGACAAUCGCUCUUGCACUACACCUUCUCUAAGCCAGAAACCACAUUUAAUUUUCAUAAAGAAAUGUGAAAAGUAUCGUGGCUACCUGCCAGCUUUCUGUUUUGGGGGGGAUGGUGUGUGUGUGUGUGUGUGUGUGGUUCCUCUUCCCCAUGCCAGCCAUCCCUCCAGGGCCUGGUAACCUGCCUCUGCCCUCAAAUUCUCCUCUGAUCUCAGCCUGGGGGAAGGGUGCUCACUAGGCCACUGGCUCAGUGCUAUAGACACCUAGGGGAGAGGGGAGGACAGCAGUGGAAGGAAAACAGGCCAGGAGCCAUGGUAUGACAAGUGGGCACACCAACUGCCCUUUUCCACCUCCUAGGAGACUGGUGGUCUGUUCCUAGAGUAUCCAGCUGAAACUGGGUUUAAGGGAUGGGGGUCACUGAGGUUUACAGGUCUCAGUGUAGCCUCCCUCCCUGCACCAUUUGAAAAGACCCUCCCCCCACCCACUCCUGCAACUUACUCCAGCAGCCCAUCCUCCAAAGCCAAGUGAGGGCUAUACACCAUGGCCACUCUCCAGCCCACUGGAACCUCCUGACUUGGGAGAAGCUCCAACAACAUGCCAGUCAGGCUGUGACCUCUAACAAAACUCACAUGGAAAAAUCAUGAAAACCAGAAUAUGCAACACAAGUCAAUCUUUAUUGAAAACUGCAGUAUUAAUACAUAACAAUUCUUGUUACAAUAAACGUGCUUUGAAGGAUUUUAAAUCUGAGCUCAUCUACUCAUCAGAUUGCAUAAAAAAUUAAAAUAGUAUGAAUUUACACCUAAUUGAACUGGCUCAGGAUGGGUGGUCCAUCCAUUCCUUUGUAUUGACACAUAGGUUCAAUGCAGAGGUGAGGGGUGCCUUUUAACACUGGAAGACAAUGCUGACUUAAGCUUUAAAAAGUACCAAGAGAACAGUGUAAAAAAAAGUAUUUAAAAAAACAAGUAAAAAAAAAAAAAAGAACCCCAAAACAACACCCCCUCCCACCACGCUUUUCCUAUCCAGUCACAACACAUCAAGCUCCUUGGGGCCUUUCUUCCAAGUAGCUGUUAACAGUACCCUGCUGGGAACCAGGCCACAAUCUGGCCCAGCUAGUCUAAUCCACUUCCCAGUCUGCAUCAGGCCCACCCACUUCCCAGGGAGCUGCCUGCCUGUCAUGUAGAACUACUGCGGUCCUGAACAGAAAAGCUGCUUCCAUCUCCCCAUCCCACCUGACAACUUUUAGUCCCAUGUACUCUAAUAAGGUUUAUUUCACAGGUUUUGUUUUCCAAAUGAACAAGAGUGGGAAGAAAGGAAUCCUCUAAAUCGGGCUGUUCCUACAAAGACCAAGUCCUCCCCUCGGGGUACCACUGCAUGACAUUUAGAAGGCUCAAACAGGAAGGAGUAGUACACAGCUCAGAUGAAGUAACAUAGACAUGGAAGCGGUGCUCAAUCACUAAGCUAGCUGCACUCCUACCUUCCAGAAAUUCCUCAGAAAGCACCAGAAAAAAGGACCAGUAGCUGACCCAACUGCUACUGUACCCAUGGGAGGUCCUGCACCAUCCAGCAGUGCCCAGUGGACAAACCACAGAUGUUAGCUGCUGAAUGAGAGAAGGUGGCCCCACCAUCAGAGUAAUACUAUAUUCCAAUGUUCAGAAAGGACAGGCGAGGAAAUCUGGACUUCUCUGUAAAGUAGCCUCAGUAUUUAAGGCUGGUUAUAUGCUAGCCUCUCACAACCA